AUGGCUCGGGAUCAUUUAGUUUUGAGCAGACUUCAACGUCGAAAUGGGAAAGCAAACUUUCUGGGCUUCGGACCGAAGGAAAAAGUUCGUGAUGGGUGCAUUGGCCGGAAGGAACAAAAGCAUUGUCGGCGAGCCCUUAUCAUUUUGCUGUCCGGUCGGAUUUUUUGGUCACUGGACGGAGAACUGAUAAGGGCUUGCGGAGUGGAUUGA
Molecule: messenger RNA, 210 nt
Organism: Notodromas monacha
Lineage: Eukaryota; Metazoa; Arthropoda; Ostracoda; Podocopida; Cyprididae
Source: the annotation of a GenBank genome assembly